This is a messenger RNA of Haliotis rubra (blacklip abalone), 3811 nucleotides long. RefSeq names its product retinoic acid receptor alpha-A-like. Bases 450 to 2603 code for a protein of 717 amino acids. The record is from RefSeq and is a predicted model, not a curated record. Lineage: Eukaryota; Metazoa; Mollusca; Gastropoda; Lepetellida; Haliotidae. Gene Ontology annotation, molecular function: zinc ion binding; nuclear glucocorticoid receptor binding; nuclear receptor activity. Gene Ontology annotation, cellular component: transcription regulator complex; nucleus. The transcript is spliced from 14 exons. Gene Ontology annotation, biological process: retinoic acid receptor signaling pathway; regulation of transcription by RNA polymerase II; cellular response to corticotropin-releasing hormone stimulus.
UGAGAAAGUACGAUAGACAGUUUACAGCGGGUACGAGAGUUGUUGUUGUCAAAAGCAUCAGAAAAUCUUCGGAGGCCCAGGCCAUCAGCCAUUGCUGAUCAGGGACGCUUGGCUUGAAGCUUGUUCAUGGGAAAGGACUUAAAAGAUUUCUGGUUUGACCGCUGCCCAGCUGACCUUUCCUGGACAGACAGCAGCCCCUCUGGUAGUCUCCAAGCACCUCAGUGUAUUCAUAACAACUAGGGAUCUCUGACCUUUCAAAUUGAAGUGUUGGAUAACCAGUUCCUGUACCCUGAGAAGCUGACAUGAUUACAAACAUUGGGCCCACAAGUUAUGGACAUAUUAGCUGCUGAACAUCAGUAUUUGUGUUGGUUCAGAAGAUUCAAGAAACAAUGAACUCAUCUGAAUGGCGUGGUCUGUUGUAGACCAUCUUCAAUGUGAAGAAGGGAACCAUGAACCACAACAUGGGGACCCACCCAAUUGUCAGUGAUACAUCGCAGGGGUCCUCAAACCACACGAUACAGUCCUCAGUGAGCACCAUGCCCAACCAAGCUGCCUACCUCGCCGCUGCCGCCUUCAACAAUGCCGCUGACUCUUACAACGGCCAGUUUGCUGUCUUCGAUUCUAAACCGUCCUACGUACCUCAUAUAUCCAAAGAGACUCAACUGUAUGAUGUUCACUGUGGAAUGUAUUCAGUGACGAGUCCCACUAACCUGUCCCCCUCUCCUCCCCCUCCUCCGCGGAUCUACAAGCCUUGUGUUGUCUGUAAUGACAAGUCCUCCGGCUACCAUUAUGGUGUCAGCUCUUGUGAAGGGUGCAAGGGCUUCUUCCGUCGCAGUGUCCAAAAGAAUAUGCAAUAUACAUGUCACAAGGACAAGAACUGCCCAAUCAACAAGGUCACCCGCAACAGAUGCCAGUACUGUCGCUUGCAGAAAUGCUUUGCUGCGGGAAUGUCCAAAGAAGCUGUGCGCAAUGAUCGGAACAAGAAACGCAAAAUUAAACCAGAGUGCACCAGCAGUCCUAAUGAGGACUUGACUGGCGAUGACCAGAACCUUAUACAGGAUAUUCUGGAAGCUCACAGAGCCACCUUCAUAUCGGACAUGGAGGACAGUCCAGAAUCGCCAUCCUUGAAACCGCGUGAAGAGGAGGACAGUGUUAUAUUGUGGGAGAGAAUUAGUGAAUUAUCCUCCGAUGGUAUUGUGAAAAUUGUGGACUUUGCCAAGAAACUCCCUGGCUUCUCAUCACUUUCACAGUCGGAUCAAAUUACAUUACUAAAGGCAGCAUGUUUAGAAAUUAUGAUAUUACGGCUGAGUGCGCGAUAUGAUGCGGACUUAGACUCCAUGGUGUUCAUGAACGGGGUGACGUUAAAUAAGGAUCAGCUACAGCAAGGAGGGUUUGGCAAUCUCACGGGAACCAUCUUCAGCUUUGCUGCUUCCCUUAAAGCUAUGAGUACAGACGAAACGGAGUUCGCAAUCCUGUCGGCCAUAUGCUUGAUCAGCGGAGAUCGCUCAGGGUUACAAGAUACAGAGAAAAUUGAGCAAAUGCAGGAGCCAUUACUGGAGGCAUUAAAGCAUUAUACUCGCUCUCGGAGGCAGGAACAGCCGCAUAUAUUCGCCAAACUUCUCAUGAAACUAACUGAUCUCCGGAGUAUAAGCGUCAAAGGUGAAAAGCAGACACUUCGUUUCGCGCUAGACCACUUGGCUAAUGCCCUCUCUCUCCUGGAGGCACCUGCCUCUAGCCAGCCCAUUAUCAAGAAAGAACCCCUCUCAGAUGAUGAACCCAGCUCCAGUAGAAAACCUUCAUCCACCUCAUACAUGCGGAAUAAUGUUGGAGGCAAAAACGUGCCUCAGUAUCAAGGGACUGUACACACAAACAUUAACCUUAUGGCCAUGAACCCCAGCAACGUAAUGUCACCUGAGUUCAUGGGGUCAAGGUUACCGUCCCCUCGAAUGGGACCGCUGCCUGAUUCAUCCAUUCCGUCACCCCUUGGGAUGGGGAUGUCGCCGAAGCAGCUGAGUCCGAAUCAAACUGUGCCUGCAGCAGGGAUGGGAUCGAUGGGCACGCCCUCCCCACCCUUCCCCACCAUCACGUCCCCCAAUAUGCCUAACUACCUAACUGGUCUGUCGCCAACUCUGUCUCCUAACAUCUCCUUCUCAUCAUCUUCAUACAUUAGCUCCAUGAUGUCGUCGCCGGUCGCCUCCAACAACGUCUCAUCAAGUGUGGAUGAAAACAUAAUGUCCAGCAUCCAUGACUCUAUUUCCGACGGGAUGCAGUCCCUUGUGCCAAAUAUGGAAAAUCAGCAGUUUGGUUUGACGCAAAACCUCAACAGGGCGCAAAUUGAUGAGAUAUUACGUAGCAGUCACAUGUUAGGGCAGCAAGCAGGAAACGAUAUCACAGACUUGGAGACAAUGAAACAUUCUUACAACCCGGGCAGAAGCAAUACCAAUAACAAUGCCAACAGUAACGGAAUUCUGUCAACAGGGUUAUACAGAAGUGAAGUAAAUGGAACUCAGCUUGUUUUGAAUGAUGUGGGCCCAAACACAGACCAUCAUGCUCCUCUCAGCAAAAUUAUUGCUGGAGCUAUGACAGAUUCCAUGCAAAUUUGAAUGAAAUGUAGCCUGAAGUCAUGAGGCAGGAAAAGUCCUUCACUGUCUAAUAUCGAAAAUGAUAAACGGUAUACAGAAUGCUUGUGAAAACGAUCCUAUUUACCAUAUACAUAUUUUGAUAGAUUUGGAGUAUUAUGUUAUGUUACUUGACCUUUGAAAUCUUGCAAUGAAGAUGUGAAGGUUGAUGUUGUGGAGGACUGAGAUUUGAUGGAGACAGAGUUCGGGGCCUCCAGAAAGGGAGAGGGCUGUUGGUUUCGUGAUCAUUUCUUCCGCUUCUCAUUCAAGGGGAGAUAAAUCUUGGACUUACAUGAAUUGAAUCUCAAGUAUUUGAUUCUUAAAUUAUCUUCGGAAUUUUCUUUCUCGAUCCUGAAGAUUGUUAUUAAAUUUCUUUUGUUUAUUUUAUACUGUUUAUUUUCAUGUUGUGAACUGUUUGUUUAUUUCUCACCUGGAAGCAUUUUAAAAGACAUUGCUAUUAUCACACAGUGCGCAGCAUUAGGAAAUGUAUUUUGAUCAUGCGAGCUUUUGCACUUAGUUGUCUGCUUUUCUGCCAUGCUUGGCUUGUUUAUCUGUUGACUGGUGAUCAGCUUGUAGCAACUAGGCAGGUAUGUUCACCAUGAUGUGAGGUAGAAUUGCUUUUUGUUCACACUGCAAAAUGAUAAUUUACACCAGGUGACAUCACAAUUCUAGUGCUCAUCAGCCAUUUUCAGCUUUGUUGUUGUAUGUUGUAUUGUUUAUGCCAGUUAUAAUUUUACUAUAUAUUUGUAUUUAUUGCAUAACAUGGAAACACCGACCCAUGAAAUAGAAUUUCUUUUCAACAUCAUGCAAGGGAAUAAGAACCAUUUUUCUAUUACUGUUUUAUUGGGGAAUAGAUUCAUCAAAACAGGGCUAUGUAACAUUUUUUCUAAAUUUUCCUUCCAUUAGACUGGAAUAAAUUAACUGGAAUAAAUGAUUGCAAUGCAUUGCAUAAAUCAUUUCAUUAUUUCAUAUUUGAUAUAAUCCUUAUUCUUGUUUCAAUAUAUACUGCUGACAUGAAAACUUCCACAUUCAUGCUUGUGAGUGGGAAAUUCUGAACAUGGUGGGGAAAUUUAUGAUCAAGGGGAGGUAAUUCAAUUCUGGGUUCAAUUCUACUUCCCUUUGUGACAAACUCAACAGAAGUGGCCUUACCUACACAUGAACAGGGCUCCAGAUAAAGGCCGUAUCGGCGUAUG